Molecule: messenger RNA, 615 nt
Organism: Varanus komodoensis (Komodo dragon)
Lineage: Eukaryota; Metazoa; Chordata; Lepidosauria; Squamata; Varanidae
Gene: LYRM4
Product: LYR motif containing 4
Exons: 3
Coding region: 46-315 (89 amino acids)
Biological process (GO): iron-sulfur cluster assembly
Cellular component (GO): mitochondrion; L-cysteine desulfurase complex
Source: RefSeq, a predicted model, not a curated record
CAAGGCGCGGGGUCCUCGCCGCGAGGCCCGCGGCGUGUUUACAAUAUGGCAGCGUCCAGGCGGGCCCAGGUGCUGCGGCUGUAUCGUACCCUGCUGAGGGAGAGCCAGGGCUUCACGGCCUACGGGUACAGGACAUAUGCCAUCAGAAGAAUAAGAGAUGCAUUCAGGGACAACAAAAGUGUCAAGGAUACUGCAGAAAUAGAAACACUAAUGAACAAAGCAAAAUCUAAUCUGGAAAUGAUACGGCGGCAGGUCACCAUAGGUCAACUAUAUUCAACAGAGAAGCUUGUUAUUGAGUGCCCACAAAACAUCUAAUACUGGGUGAAGACUUAUGCAGCAGCAGCAGUGGACCAGCUUCAGUAUUCAACAACGCACAUAGAUUUUCACUUGUCCAUACUACAUUGUCUACUUAUGUUUGAGUGGUCAUAUUACUUUUUAAUGUAAUUUAAACUCAACACUGUAUAUUGGUCUUCACCUAAGCUGCCUAGAUUGCCAUAGUACAUAUGCUGUCUACAUGCUACUAAAGUGAUGCAUGUGUUUUGUUGGGUCUUAAGUGUCAUUAUUUGCUAGUAUUAUCACAUCAGUUUUCUUGACAAUAAAAUUUCAUAAACCAAA